Molecule: messenger RNA, 1770 nt
Organism: Rhododendron vialii
Lineage: Eukaryota; Viridiplantae; Streptophyta; Magnoliopsida; Ericales; Ericaceae
Product: probable magnesium transporter NIPA4
Exons: 9
Coding region: 16-1173 (385 amino acids)
Biological process (GO): magnesium ion transport
Cellular component (GO): membrane
Molecular function (GO): magnesium ion transmembrane transporter activity
Source: RefSeq, a predicted model, not a curated record
UGAUUGGGUAGGUUGAUGCGUGCACAUAUUCCAAAUCCAAUACGGCAAUACCCAUACCCCCAUGAACCGAAAGAGAAAAGAGGGACGAGAGAGAAAAAGAUUCAUUCAAUUAUGGGUUUCUCGAAGGAUAAUCUGAUUGGGUUUCUGCUGGCUCUUUCGUCAAGUGCGUUCAUAGGAGCCAGCUUCAUUAUCAAGAAGAAAGGCCUCAGGAAAGCAGCCGCUGCUUCUGGUGUCAGAGCUGGUGUUGGUGGGUAUUCGUAUCUUAUGGAACCUCUGUGGUGGUUGGGCAUGAUCACAAUGAUUACUGGCGAGGUAGCAAACUUCGUGGCAUAUGCAUUUGCCCCUGCAGUUCUAGUAACCCCUCUUGGUGCAUUAAGUAUAAUUAUCAGUGCUGUAUUGGCUCACUGUAUCCUGAAGGAGAAGUUGCAUCAACUCGGGGUUUUAGGAUGUGUGAUGUGUAUAGCUGGUUCUGUCAUCAUUGUCAUCCAUGCACCGCAAGAGCGUCCUAUAACUUCAGUUCAGGAGAUUUGGACUAUGGCAACUCAGCCAGCCUUUUUGCUGUAUGUUGGAUCAGUGAUCGUUUUGGUAUUCAUUCUGAUCUUCUAUUUCGCACCUCAAUGUGGGCAUUCAAAUGUGAUGGUUUUCACCGGAAUUUGUUCGUUGAUGGGUUCACUUUCGGUGAUGAGCGUUAAAGCCCUUGGAACUUCAUUGAAAUUGUCAUUGGAGGGAAAUAACCAGUUAAUCUACCCAGAGACGUGGUUUUUUAUGAUUGUUGUGGCUACAUGUGUCGUCACCCAGAUGAAUUAUCUCAACAAGGCUCUUGACACUUUCAACACUGCAAUUGUUUCCCCCAUAUAUUAUGUCAUGUUCACUUCGCUUACAAUCAUUGCCAGUGUUAUUAUGUUCAAGGACUGGGAUGGGCAAAGUGGGGGAAGCAUCGUAUCAAAUAUAUGUGGCUUUAUUGUUGUGCUUUCUGGAACCAUCUUGUUACACGUGACCAGAGACUUCGAGAGAAGUUCACCUUUCAAAGCAAACGCAGGUAAUUAUGCGCCCCUUUCACCUUCGUUUUCAGCUGGACUGUGUAAUGGAAACGGGGAAUUGCCGAACCAUGAAGAGGAAGAUGAGCCAUGUUCCGAGGAAGUUUGCCUAAGAAGACAAGAACUCUACCCAUAGACAAACGAAAUACAGCCCUUAUUAGUUUACGGAAAAAGUAGGCAAGGUGAAGUUCAAAUUCAAAGAACUGCUAAUAGAGAGGAUGCUAGUCAAAUAAUUCAAGAUGGCAGCUAAAGAUCAACUCAAUAGCGCAAUGACAAAAAAAGGUUCUCAAGAACUUGUUUGGUUGAUUGUUCAGUGAGUCAGUGACUAACAUUCUUAGGGCUCAAAUCUAUAGAUAUAGUGAGCAUACUGGAUCUUAGGGGCGGUUGCUAAUUUGUACAGAGCGUGCAAGAUUGAUGAUUUUGAAAAUGUGAAGCGUAGUUCGUUGAACGUCUGAAAAAUGAAGGGUGGUUUUUUGGGUAUUGACAUGAGAUUAUGCAAAACUAGGUGGACCUAAAAACCAAAUCAAAUGAGUGCUGGAUCCCCUGGGCAAAAACCUCCACUUGACAAUUCAUUUGCAGUUGUGCUACACUGGGAACUUAGUGGUAUUCUUCAAUUGUUGGGGGUGAAUUUUUUCUUGAAAGGAGUCUUUGUACAGUAUUUGUUAGCAUUAACUAAAAAUCUAAUUGAUUGAUUGAUAUUGUUUGAAACUUUUAAAGUGAGACUUGAUGUGUA